AUGGAUCGAACUGCUACAGUACCGGAUGAAGUCCUCCGUGCCGUCUUCUCCUUCGUCCAGGCUGUUGAUCCCAUACAAUCGAUAUUGGACUAUCGCCCUCGUCGCUCGUCACCAUAUACAAAGACCCCGUCCGUACCGCACGUCCACUCCAAGUUUGGGUGGAUCAACGUUACCUACGUGGAUCGCCGCUGGAGAAGGGUCGCCAUUGAUCACGCGGUGCUCUGGACUAAACUCGACGGCAGUCUGGGUACCGUCUGGCUGCACGAGUUCAUCAAACGGAGCCGGGAAGCGCCAUUGUCUAUCAACAACUACGAUGUAUCGUCUUUCACAAAUACCCCCACAGCUAAGCUGCGCCAAGAUAUAGCACCUAUCUUAGGCGAUCUAUUGCUCACAGACUAUGCACGUUUAUCCUCUCUUUUCCUAUUUGCCCCGACCAUCGGAUUUCAUCGAGAUGCAUUCACGCGAAACUUUGAUGCGUUGGAAGAUAUUACCGUGGAAGACAUAUUCAGUGCAAUGCCGGCGUCCUAUCCGCUCCACCUACUAUUGGAUUGUGCCCCUCGUCUACACAGACUCCGAUUCUUCCUCCCUAACUGCGACUUCACGACAUUCGAUUGGACCCACAAGAAUUUGAGCAACAUAGGGUCCCUCGACAUGACCAUGGCGGAGCGCUUUCAGAUUCCGGAUUUUCUCACCGCUCUCCAGCGCCUCAACUCUCUCUCUCAUUUGACCCUAACACAUUACGUUCAACGGAGAUGCCCUCUCUCCUGCGAGGCGUGUUCCACGGCGAGAUGUGAAGAUCGGGUCCGCGUACCGUCCCUGAAGACCAUGAUGCUGGAGCUAUCCUCGGAGAUGCUCGUGCAUCUACUACGGCAUAUUCGGCUGCCCUCUGAUACCCGCUUGUCGUUAGCCUCAUUCGGUCCCUCUAAAGACGAGUCUGUGAACUACGCGCUUUCACGCGAGCUUAGCCAACUUUCCCGCUCACGUCAAGAAACGUCACCCCCUCAGUUCGCUUUCGUCGACUUCCAACCUACUGGAGCAAACGAUAUGACCAUCGAAUUGUCGCAGAUAGCGGAUUAUCAUCGCAUCUUUCCGCGCAACAGGAGACGAAAACCCGUGCAUGAUGCUCAACUCACUCUAUACUAUCCGCUCGAGAGAGGAGAUAUCCUAUUGCCGAGCCUGGGCCUGAGUUUCGCUCACACCUUGAGCGUCGUGGAUGCAGGCACUGCCGUUAAUGGUGCGAUACUACAGUUCACGUGCUUUCCCAAUGUCGCGCGCCUUCGCCUCAGUGGCACGGCUCGGCAGGGUGGGGCGAUAUACCACGGCCUUGAGGUUUUGAAAGACGCAGCGGUCUUAUCGGAGCUUCGCUUUCUGGACAUGGACGCCACAGUCUUUGACUUGCGGAUGGUACUCUAUGGGAUCAACUGUGCCAGUGGAUGGCGUGACGGGCUAGUAUCCACCUUCGAGAAGGUGCUUCAGGCGCGCAAGACUGCAGGAAAGCCGCUUCAGGCGCUCUAUGUGCAUGUCGAAGAGGAGAUAGCAUUGGUGGAGCAGGGAAACGUGAACGGGACCAGCUGCAUGUAUUGGCCCAUGCGAAAGGUGCUCGAGGCCGUCGAAUGCCUUAAAGCUGUGGAGGGUUUGAUUAUCGUGCGCAAGGACUAUGAUCCCUUUUCAAGCUGGCCCUCUGCGUGUUAG
This is a messenger RNA of Peniophora sp. CBMAI 1063, 1692 nucleotides long. NCBI's taxonomy places the organism in Eukaryota, Fungi, Basidiomycota, Agaricomycetes, Russulales, Peniophoraceae. The record is from the annotation of a GenBank genome assembly.